CAUAAAUCACCUCCUGCCCGCAGUGGAUGUCCGUCCGGAGACAAGCUGCCCCCCCCCCAGCGUCAGUGUCGGUGACCGUUUGGUGAUGAUGCCCUUGGUGUUGGGGCAUGUAUCCAUCUGCCCUCGUGAAACAUAUCAACAGAAAUGAGUAAAGACGAUGCACGGAUCGAAAUGGACCUGGCUUGUGGAUCGGCCAAGCCCUAUGGGUCCUCGAGAAGUAUUGUGAGAAGAAUAGCGACCAGUCUUCCUCUUAAACCCUGCCCCAGGGUUCAUUUUCAGCUUUAUCCAUACAAUGAGGAUGCUGGUAUUCUGAUCGGUACCAGGCGGCAGAACGGUUUGGUAGCCUCUCUGGCUGAUAUUGCCUGGAUCGACAGGGAAGAGGAGGAUGACGAAGACUUCUUUGGCAGACCCAGGUCAGGAAUCCCACCAGGACUCGUGUUUCGAACCCGCCAGCCUCAUCUUCAGCAAAAAUCCUUAACCCGCCAGAGGUCACUACCAAGCCUGCAUGAGGGGCCUCCGGACCCCCAGGGGCCAACAGUCGCCAACGAUGAGGCCAUUCAGAAGAUCAGCGCACUGGAGACAGAACUUGCGAAACUCAGAGCUCAGAUAGCACAAAUCGUUCUUGCUCAAGAAAAGAGCGCGCAGCCAGCUGCUACCACAGGGACACCUCCCCCUCCACCCUCUGGCACCCUGCCUCCCCCUCCCCCCCCACCACCACCACCACCACCACCACCACCCCUACCCCUAAGUCUCCAGCGGACAUUUUCUGCCAUUGACUUGAUAAAGGAGCGCAGAGGGAAGAAGACAGAUGGCCAGACCCUUUUGGAUUCAAAGCCAGCAGAAUCCAUCCCCAACAUGCUUGACGUCCUGAAAGACAUGAGCAAAGUCAAGUUGCGAUCAGUUAAAAGUCGUCCAGUAGACGGUGACGCCAAAUUGAAGUCCAAUGAGCCGGCGGAUGCUGCAACUCUCAUCGCCGAGGCCCUGAAACGCAAGUUUGCCCAUCGUUAUCGACACGACAGUGAACGAGAGGACAAGGAGGAAUUCAAACUUCCCGUUCCAGAUGUGAAACCUCAAACAGAAACCCCCUUGUUUGGGCAGCACAUGUUGAAACAAACUGGAAAAAGGAAGAUACUCUGAACUCGGGGUCCAGAGGUACCGUGGACACUUUGAAGUGCCUUAUCAAGCUUCUAAUAUCGGCUGUCUCUCCGUGGAAGGACGAGGGAUUCUGCCUGGACUAGACAUCAGUCUGCUCCAGGUAUCUGUCAUCUCAUAGUGUUGCAUCCAGUGAUCAUCUUGACCAUCUGUUUUUGCACUUUUAUAACUUAUAUUAGCUUUCUGUUUUACAAACAUGAUUUAUUUUGUUUUACUGAAUGUGUUUUUGUUUUUGUUUUGAGUAGUCUAAAUUUCUGCUUAUCACAGGGUUGAGUGAAAGUAUCGAAGCGCAUGUUUCAACAACACUACAGAAUCGUUAAAUGUUAUUGGUUUUAUUAUUCAAUCAUUACUUAGGUUUUCUGUUAAAACAUAUUGCACAUAACAUAGUUGGUUAUUCCCAUUUUUAAGGGAAAGCUGAAGAGUUCUUCUACCACAGAAGAAACGGAGCACUUUCUUACUUGUGGAAUAUUGUGCUGUUUUCUUUAUAUUUGUUGUAGACUAAUUUAUGAUUGGGAUCCUUAUAUUUAUGUUGUUUAAGUAAAUAAUUAAGAUUUUAACACAGGUAAUUAUGUCCUAGAUUUGUCCGUUUUAGGUGGGGUUUUGUACUUUAUUAUGUGGAGCCUAAGUAAGUUGUGUCCCAAUUGCCAGUCUUGCCAGGGCUUGUAUGUCUUUUGCUGGUCAAAUAUGUAUCCCAGUUUUAGUUGAUAUUAUUUAUCUCUUUACUACAAUUCAUGUUUAAGAGCCAAAGACAUUCCAGUGAGAUUCUGCCGUUCACUGCCCAACAUUACCUUUCCACAUUCCUUUUCCAAUUUAGGAUGUUCAAAUAGCGAGGGAAAACAGAUAACUGUUCAGCAAAGUUCAUAUUUCUAGGUUAAUGACGGUACAGGUGAUAUCUGUUGCUUUAUCAGUACCAUGGUUGAUAAGAUUAGCUCUUUAUCUCAAAUCACUUUCCCAGAACUUAAGCAGCUGAACAGAAAUGCUGCAUUGUUGUAGCUCACUCUGUAUUCACAACAUAUUUUAGUCAUGGGUCCUAAGGCACCCACUGUUCAGUAUCGGAAAGUUAUAAAUUAUGCUUUUGUGCCAGUAAUCACAUUUUCAUGCCUCAGUUUGAAAAUCUGUCACAGACCAAACAGACUCCUCUGGGCUAAUGUUUGGUUUUAUAGGCAGUAUUAUGUUCAAAGGGACUGAUUGCACACAGUUUCCAAUUCUGUUCACUAUGCCAGUGUAGUUGCUGCUUCAAGACAACUGUACUAGUAUAACUUUUUUUUUUUUUUAGAGGAAAAGGUGGACUGGGUGUGUCAGUAGUAAUUAAGUGAUUUAAAUGUACUAUUCAAGAUUUGAGAAAAGUUGUCUUCCAUAAAAAUAACUUGAAUUGUGGAAUUUCUAAAUAAAAGUUUGUGGUCUGCCUGA
Messenger RNA from Dicentrarchus labrax (European seabass), 2562 nucleotides. RefSeq names its product mitochondrial fission regulator 1 (gene mtfr1). Gene Ontology annotation, biological process: aerobic respiration; mitochondrial fission. The record is from RefSeq and is a predicted model, not a curated record. NCBI's taxonomy places the organism in Eukaryota, Metazoa, Chordata, Actinopteri, Moronidae. Gene Ontology annotation, cellular component: mitochondrion.